AUGCUGAUAGAGUCAAAUCGUCUACAUCAAAAAAUAAAACGGUUGAAAGACGAGUUGGCAAGAGAGAGAGAAUUGAGGAAAGAAGCAGAGAGGCAGUUAAAGAUAUGCAAGGAAUCCGAGCUGUCGAGUGAUAUAGUGCAACGGAUUCACAAUUUGGAGAUUACCGAGCCGACGAAUAUUGGCCUAGUCAUUGGGUUCUCAAUUUUCGAAGAAUUGCCGAGAAGUGAGGAAAAUGGAAACAGAUCAACAUGUAUAACAAAGAAAAUACCGGAAGCUACGGAAAGUUUGAAUGAAACAAGAAAAAACAUGAUUUGUGCAGGAGAAGAAGCGACUAAUUUAUUCAAUAAACUUUCAAAAAUUAUCACAGAAGAAAACACAACAGAAAUCAGAAAAUUCUACAAAGAAUAUUUUGAGAGGAGUAAGUCCUAUGAAUGCUUCUCGUCUUUAAGAAAUACAAAUGAACAACACACUGAAAAAUUUAUAUCGUUGUGUGAAGAAUUGUAUUAUCGAGAGACCAAAGUUUGUAGCCAAGAAGCCUGGAACAUCUAUCAAAAACUAUUCUUAAAUUUACCUUCAUUCAAUUUUUUUCCGGACAUCUGGAUAUUUGAUAUUAUCGAUCGGUUUGUAUUUAAGUAUCAAUACACCGCCUUGACUACUCAAGACGAGAACUGGAACAAGAAUGCAGUGAUAAUUCAUUUGACUUGGAUUCUCACUCAACCAUCAACCAAGUUUCGAUGUUCUGCAUUUCUCGGACUACUCAAGAUUUACAUAUUUGUAGAGGACAAUUCUGCAAUUUUAGAACUACUCAAUGAUUUCGAGAUUGAAUACUUUUUCGGAUUAGAUUUCGAUGUUCAAAUCAGAGAACUUUACAAGAUUGCUUUUGCAUACUUGUUGGUUGGAAAAUGUUCUGAAGCUUCUAAUUGUUUUAUGGCUUUGUUGGAAAGUCUAAAAAACAUAUCAAUGGACGAGAACACAAAAGGAACAGCUACAAAAUACAAUGAAGAUGUUAUGCGAUGUCUGGCUUUCAGUACGUUCAGCAACUCCAAAAGCAGAAGAAAUGUUCCGAAACCAAUCGUAUCAACAAUCGAAAAUACUUAUAAAACAGAUAUUGAAGACUGGAAAGAUGGAAAAAUAGAACGUUUUUGGAAUUUCUUUUUUGAGUGUUCUCCAUAUAUCUGUCGGCAAGAGCCAUCUUCUCGCGAAUGGAAAGCUCAAAACUUGAAAAAUAUAAAGUUUUGUCUUAAAAAUAUGACUAGAUGGAAGCCAAUGAGAAACUUGAAAGGAUUGUUGAAAAUGUGUGACGUUCUGGAAAUGAUUCCAAAAUCUAUAAUGCCUAUGACCACUGAUUCGGAUAUUAGAUUCUUCUGCGAUAACAACAAUGGACUCCUCCGAUUAGUCAAUUCAAAAUCGUCUGGAAUUGAAAAGGUUCUGCAGGACUCCCCAAAUAUUCAUCAAAAGGAAACACUAACUCUUCUUAUAAUGCAAUACCAUAAAAUCCUACGAAAACAAAAAAGUGAAGAGAAAGUAUUGGCUUUUGGCAGAAAAUUUGUUAAUGUUUUGAAGAAAAUUGGAUACUCUGGAUCAAUUAAUGUGGACGAUGCAAUGUGUUAUAUCAGAGAAGUCUCGAAAAUAUCCAUGGAAGCGGCAAACAAACUUGUUGAGGAUCAAUAUAAAUUCUGA
Messenger RNA from Caenorhabditis briggsae, 1680 nucleotides. Gene Ontology annotation, biological process: translational initiation. Lineage: Eukaryota; Metazoa; Nematoda; Chromadorea; Rhabditida; Rhabditidae. Bases 1 to 1680 code for a protein of 559 amino acids. The record is from RefSeq and is a predicted model, not a curated record. Gene Ontology annotation, cellular component: cytoplasm; eukaryotic translation initiation factor 3 complex. Gene Ontology annotation, molecular function: translation initiation factor activity. The transcript has 8 exons.